Stegostoma tigrinum is the source of this 1087-nucleotide messenger RNA. RefSeq names its product T cell leukemia homeobox 2 (gene tlx2). Gene Ontology annotation, molecular function: DNA-binding transcription factor activity, RNA polymerase II-specific; RNA polymerase II cis-regulatory region sequence-specific DNA binding. The record is from RefSeq and is a predicted model, not a curated record. Lineage: Eukaryota; Metazoa; Chordata; Chondrichthyes; Orectolobiformes; Stegostomatidae. Gene Ontology annotation, cellular component: nucleus. The transcript is spliced from 3 exons. The coding region runs from base 1 to 912 and encodes 303 amino acids. Gene Ontology annotation, biological process: regulation of transcription by RNA polymerase II; animal organ development.
AUGGAUCAUGCUGCAAUUGAGCAAACGCACUCACAACACGAGCCCAUAAACUUUGGAAUUGAUCAGAUCCUGAACAAUUCGGAGCCUGGGAGUUGCAUGCACCCGAACCGAGUUGCUGAGUCGGAUUACCAGGUGGCAACCAACGUGUACAACUCCCAGCCUGAUGGCUACAGUAAUGCUUACAAUAACGCCUGCAGUAUGGCCGGAUUGCCGGGAUCCUAUAAUGUUAACAUGUCUAUGAAUAUGAAUGUAAGUAUGAAUAUGAAUCUUAAUAUGAACAGCGGGGCCGGGGUGAUCCGAGUGCCCGCGCACAGACCUAUACCUCCUCCACCUCUGUCGGCCGGGAUGCCAACUGUGCCCUGUCUCCCCAGCAUGGGCAACAUGGCAAACUUAUCUAAUUUAACUUUCCCCUGGAUGGAGAGCAGCAGGCGGUUUGCCAAAGACAGAUUAACAGCUGCCCUGUCGCCCUUCACCGUGGCCAGGAGGAUUGGGCACCCGUACCAGAACCGUACCCCUCCGAAGAGGAAGAAGCCGCGAACGUCAUUCAGCCGCCUGCAGAUCUGUGAGCUGGAGAAACGCUUCCACCGGCAGAAGUACCUAGCCUCAGCCGAGAGGGCGACCCUGGCCAAGGCCCUCAAGAUGACGGAUGCCCAAGUCAAGACCUGGUUCCAGAACAGAAGGACCAAGUGGAGGAGGCAGACGGCUGAGGAACGGGAAGCCGAGAGGCAGCAGGCGAACCGGCUGAUGAUUCAGCUCCAGCAAGAGGCCUUCCAGAAAUCGCUGACUCAGCCUGUUCAACCUGACCCCCUGUGUCUGCACAAUGCCUCACUAUAUGCCCUGCAGAACCUCCAGCCCUGGGCAGAUGACAGCAGCAAAAUCACCUCCGUGACUUCACUGGCAUCGGUGGUCUGAAUGACAAUAACACUGGCAAUUGUUCUGGGAACUUUCCUUUUCUCUCCUCACUGGCAGAGACACUCAAAGCCCCCCCCAUACCAAAUCGUGCUGCACAUUACUGUAUAUUACUGGCCAGAAUCUUUUCUUUUUAAAAUGUAAAGUAUAGUUAUCAGACACAGACAUACAGAUACAC